Molecule: messenger RNA, 6266 nt
Organism: Monodelphis domestica (gray short-tailed opossum)
Lineage: Eukaryota; Metazoa; Chordata; Mammalia; Didelphimorphia; Didelphidae
Gene: POU2AF1
Product: POU class 2 homeobox associating factor 1
Biological process (GO): positive regulation of transcription by RNA polymerase II
Cellular component (GO): RNA polymerase II transcription regulator complex
Molecular function (GO): DNA binding; transcription coactivator activity; POU domain binding
Source: RefSeq, a predicted model, not a curated record
AUGGGCAAUAAGCAUGGAAUUAAAUUGUACUUUACAGCUUCUGCUCCUGAGCAGACACCGGUGCCACCCCGGCCAUACCAAGGUGUCCGUGUGAAGGAGCCAGUGAAAGAAUUGCUGAGGAGGAAGCGUGGCCUCGCCAGUAGUGGGCUCACAGUGGCUGCAACCACGGUGGUAUUGCCCCAUCAACCCCUUGCAACCUAUGCCACAAUGGGGCCAUCCUGCCUGGACAUGGAAGUCCCUACAUCCACGGUGACAGAAGAAGGGGCCCUUUGCACUGGUUGGCUCUCCCAGCCUGCUCCUGCCACUCUGCAGCCCCUGACGCCAUGGACACCCUACCCAGAGUACAUGCCACAUGAAGGUGUCAGCUGCCCUUACUCUACUGAUAUGUAUGUUCAGCCUGUGUGCCCCAGCUACACUGUGGUUGGACCCUCAUCAGUGCUGACAUAUGCCUCCCAGCCACUCAUCACCAACUUCACGACUAGGAAUGCCACGCCAACAAGUGGGCCUCAGCUGGAGGGUACGGAGCACCAGGCACCUCUGACUUACUUCUCAUGGCCUCAGCCCAUUUCAGCUCUGCCCAGUUCUACCCUGCAGUACCAGUCCCCAGCUCCUUCACUGCCUGGGCCACAGUUUCUACCCCUUCCCAUCUCCAUCCCAGAGCCAGUCCCUCAGGACCUAGAAGAUACAAGAAGGGCCAUCAAUACUCUGCCCAUAGAAAAACUGCUCCUGGAAGAAGAAGAAAGUGAUACAUAUGGGAUGAAUCACACUCUGUCUGUGGAAGGGUUUUAAUACCUGGUGUUUGAUUUCUUCCUGUCUGAUGUCAUACUGUUUCUUGAAUAUAGGUUGUGUGACUACAUGUGGGAUACAGUCUGGCACAGUAUGGCUAGUGCUAAAAACAUGGAAUCUUAGAGCUAGAAUUUGAAAGAUCACUUUACAGUAUCUUCCUUCUCUUCCUCCCUCUCCUUCCUCCUCCUCCUCCCAUUUUUCUACCUUCUUCCUUCUCCUUCCUCCUUUCCUUCUCAUUUCUCCUCUCCUCUCUUUCCUUCCACUCCUCUUCCCUCCUCUACUCUCAUUUCCCUCCCUUCCUCUUUCCCUUCUUCCCUACAUGCCUGCCUGCUUUCCUGCCUUUCAGUCUUCUUACUACUGUUCUUUAUUUCUUCCUUCUUCCCUCCUUCCCUUCCUCCUCCAAAAAACAUUAAAGAUUUUGGAGCUUCAGAAUUUUAUUUCACAUUUGUUCAAUUCAACCAACCAAACAACCAACAAGUAUUUAUUAGCAUCUACUAUGUUCCAGGCACUGAUCUAGGCAUGGAACAGACAAGGACAAAAAUGAAAACAUCCCUGCCUUCAAGGAGAUUAUAUUAGAUUGGGGAAUUUUUGUGUCUCAUUUUCUCCCUUAGAAGAGUCUCCCUUUUGGGAGUAUACUGUGUCAAGGUAGUGAUACCUCCCCAGUAUCUGAGCCCCAUUAUGCUCACUCUCUGCCCAUCUUUGUAAUUUUGACAUACAUGAAAAAUUUCCCUCCCAUAUUCCCCUGCUUCUCAUUCCCUCCUUUGACCUUGCCAAUAUUUUCUGAGAAAGACAGUUAGGUAGAAGGCUGGUGCCAGAGUCCUUGAGCUUACACUUUUCACAGUUGCUUCUUUGUUUGUGAUGAGCCGUGUUGGACAGAUUUAUAGUUCAUGUGGCAAGACCAAAAACCACUGGGGCUUAGGGGUAAGGAGGGACUGAUGGUAAUAGGAAGAAGGAGAAGAGAGACAGUGACAAAAGAGGAAGCACAGUGUAUGUAUAUUACUUCCAGGAGAGAAUGACAGAGGGGAUAGUUGUGAUGGUGGAUACAAAAGAGGGAUAGAAGGGAAGGGACACUGUGGGAGAGGAAGUGUCAGAGAGAGAAAGGGCCAUAUAUAUUUGUGAGAGAGACAAUACAAGAUGGGGAGAGGAAAGAGAAGGUGGAAAGGAGAGUGUGAUAAAAGAAAGGGACAGAGGGAGGGAAGGAAUUAUAGGAUCAUAGAUUCAGAGCUGGAAAGGACAUUGGAGGAUAUAAAAUCAAUCUCCUAAUUUUACAAAUGAGGAAAUUGAAGCACAGAGAUUUGAAGGGAUUUCUUAGCUAUUAAGAGGAAGAACUAGGAUUCCAAUGAGAACAUUUGACUCUAAAUCCAGCUACUUUUCCACUCUGCUUCCAUAAGGAGGGGGUGGUGAACUAAAGGAGUUUGUAGAGGGAGAGGAAGGACUGACCCAGCUCCACAGUGGUAUGGUUGUUUAGAAUUCACAAUAAAUUUGGGUGGGGGCGGGGAAGGAAACAUUCCUUUAGGCUGAAGUAGAGGUGGGACAUCAGAAAGAGACUCUGGCAUAAAAGACAAAGACACCAAUAACACUUUAUUUUUUCAAUUUUUUUCAAUUUAAAUUAAUUUAGAACAUUUUCCCAUGGUUACAUGAUUCAUGUUCUUUCCCUUCCUUCCUCCCUUUCUCCUCAUGGAGUUGAGCAAUUCCACUGGGUUUUAUAUGUAUCACUGUUCAAAACCUAUUUUCAUAUUAUUAAUAUUUUCAAUAGAGUGAUCUUUUAAAGUCAAUAUCCCUAAUCAUAUACCCAUCAAACCAUGUGAUCAAUCAUAUGUUUUUCUUCUGCAUUUCUGUUCCCACAGUUUUUUCUCUGGAUUUGUGGAUAGUGUUCUUUUUCAUAAGUCCUUCAGAAUUGUCCUGAGUCAUUGUAUUGCUGCUAGUAGAAAAGUCUAUUACAUUCAAUUUGUACCACAGUGUAUCAGUCUCUGAGUACAAUGUUCUCCUGGUUCUGCUCCUUUCACUCUGUAUCAAUUCCUGGAGGUCUUUCUAGUUCACAUGGAAUUCUUCCACUUUAUCAUUCCUUUCAGCACAAUAGUAUUCCAUCACCAUCAGAUAUCACAAUUUAUUCAGCCAUUUCCCAAUUGGUGGACAUGCCCUCAUUUUCCAAUAUUUUUGCUACCACAAAGUGUGACUAUAAAUAUUUUUGUACAAGUAUUUUCCCCUAUUAUUUUUUUGGGGUACAAACCCAGCAGUGGUAUGACUGGAUCAAAGGGCAGGCAAUCUUUUAAAGUCCUUUGGGCAUAGUUCUAUAUUGCCUUCCAGACUGGUUGGAUCAACUCACAAUUCGACCAGCAAUGCAUUAUUGUCCCAAUUCUGCCACAACCCCCCCCCCAACAUUUAUUAUUUUCCUUUACUGUCAUGUUGACCGAUUUGCUAGGUGUGAGGUAGUAUUUCAGAGUUGUUUUGAUUUGCAUUUCUCUAAUUAUGAGAGACUUAGAAUACUUUUUCAUGUGCUUAUUGAGAGUUUUGGUUUCUUUAUCUGAAAACUGCCUCUUUAUGUCCCUUGACUACUUAUCAAUUAGGGAAUGGCCUGAUUUUUUUGUACAAUUGAUUUAGUUCCUUAUAAAUUUGAGAAAUUAGACCUUUGUCAGAGGUUUUUGUUAUAAAGAUUUCCCCCAAUUUGUUGCUUCCCUUCUAAUUUUGGUUGCAUUGGUUUUGUUUGUACAAAACCUUUUAAUUUAAUGUAAUCAAAAUUAUUCAUUUUAUAUUUUGUAGCAUUCUCUAUCUCCUGCUUAGUCUUAAAUUCUUUCCUUUUCUAUAGAUCUGACAGGUAUACUAUUCUAUGUUCACCUAAUUUGCUUAUAAUUUCCCUCUUUAUAUUUAAGUCAUUUUCCCAUUCUGAAUUUAUCUUGGUAUAGGAUAUGAGAUGUUGAUCUAAACCUAGUCUCUCCCAUACUGUUUUCCAAUUUUUCCAGCAGUUUUUGUCAAAUAGUGGGUUCUUGUCCCAAAAGCUGGGAUCUUUGGGUUUAUUGUACACUAUCUCGCUGAGGUCAUUUAUCCCAAGUCUAUUCCAUCAAUCCUUCCUUCUGUCUCUUAGCCAGUACCAUAUUAUUUUGAUGACCACUGCUUUAUAGUACAGUUUAUCAUCUGGUAUUGGUAGGCCCUCAUCCUUCACAUUUUUUCAUUAAUUCCCUUGAUAUUCUUGAUCUUUUAUUCUUCCAAAUGAACUUCAUUAUAAUUUUUUCUAAUUCCUGGUGGUUUGAUUGGUAUGGCACUGAAUAAGUAAAUUAAUUUGGGUAAGAUUGUAAUUUUUAUUAUAUUAGCUCAUCCUACCCAUGAACAAUAAAUGUUUUUCCAAUUAUUUAGAUCUAGUUUUAAUAAUUGGAAAGCGUUUUUAGUUGUGUUCAUAUAAUUCCUGCAUUUUUCUUGACAAGUAGAUUCCUAAAUAUUUUAUAUUGUCUAGAGUGAUUUUAAAUGGAGUUUCUUUCUAACUCUUGCAGUUGAGUUGUGUUGGAAAUAUAUAGAAAUGCUGGUGAUUUAUGUGGGUUUAUUUUGUAUCCUGCAACUUUCCUAAAGUUGUUGAUUAUUUCCGCUAGCUUUUUAGUUGAUUCUCUAGGAUUCUUUAAGUAGAACAUCAUAACAUCUGCAAAGAGUGAUAACUUGGUCUCCUCCUUGCCUAUUUUGAUGCCUUCAAUUCCUUUAUCUUCUCUAAUUGCUACUGCUAAUGUUUCUAGUACAAUGUUAAAUAAUAGAGGUGAUAAUGGGUAUCCUUGUUUCCCUCCUGAUCUUAUUGGGAAGGCUUCUAGUUUAUCCCCAUUGCAGAUGAUGUUUUAAAUAUAAACUGCUUUAUUUUUAGGAAAGGCCCUUCUAUUCCUAUACUUUCUAACAUUUUCAAUAGGAACGGGUGUUGUAUUUUGUCAGCCAAUAACACUUUAUAAAGAUAAGGAAAAGCAUUGCUUUAGAUGCUGACAAGUAAAUUUGGAGACUGUCCCUGGAGGAGGUUUCCCAGAAGAUCUUGGCAAAUCUCUUUACAUGGGAUUAGUAGCCUGGUUGGAGAGCCCUGUCCUACAAAGGCUGCUAGAUGGCUCACUGGAUAGAAUGUUGGGCCUGGAGCCAGGAAGACCUGUGUUCAUAUUUGACCUCAGAAACUUAAUAGUGGCAUACCUUUAGGCAAAUUACUUCACUUCUAGCUUCUGUUUACCUCAGUUUCCUCAACUGCAAAAUGGGGGUGAUGAUAGAAACUCUACCUCUCAGAGCUGUUUUAUCUAGAAGAUAGUAGGCAUUAUAUAAAUUCUAGCCAUUUUUUUUUUAUUAGUUUCUGGCCCUGUUCAAAUCCAUUGAUUUUAACAUAAACAACUUUGAUUCAAGUUCCUAUUUGGACCCUUAUUAGCUAUGUGACUUUAGACAAGUCACUUAACUUUACUAAACCUUACUUUCCCUAUCUGCAAAAUAGUAAUUAUACACAGGCAGUAUAUUCAAAUUCAGAGAUGUUCUAUGGUUUGCAAAUGUACUUUAACUUUCACAAGGAUAUUCUCAGAUUAUUACUUUAGAGUCAUGGUGGCAAACCUAUGGCAUGUGUGCCAAAGGCAGCACUCAGAGCCCUCUCUGUGGGCAUGUGCGCUAUUGCCCCAGCACAAAGUUCACCAGAGUUUGUCACUAGAAAGCCAGAGGAUGUGGAGUUAGACUGCUCUCCUCCCCCUCUCCAUGUACUGAGGACAUUUUUCACAUCAUCUACCCCUCUAAACAUUUUGCCAUCACUGCUCUAGAGUUAUCUAAGAUAUGACAUCCCCUCUCCAAGCAUUAGCCUUUCAUGGGUUCUAUGAACUCCAAGUAAAAAUUUGGUUUUGUUUCCUAUGUUUGCUAGGAAAACAAUCUGUAAUAAACCAGCUUCAUUCAGCUGGUACCUGGCUAGAGUGAGGAGUGGGAUUGAGUGACCUAACUUUCUACUGUGGACAUGAGGUAUGAACAUUAAAAUCAGAGGGAAGGACUUUUCUGAAGAAAGUAUAAAUCUUUCGAUGGGUUUCCUUCAGUGUUUUAACUAACAACUUCUGGUCAAAAUGCCUUUCCUGUUUUUAUCUUUUUCUGCUUGGGUUUUCAUCUUUGUCAGAAUGUUGUCCAACUCAUAUGAUGGACCUAUAUGCCUGCAUGAUCUGUUCCCUGGUGAACAGCACUGGGCAAUAGAUCUGAAGAUUGUUUCUGAAUUUGGAGGAGUGAAAAUGCAAUUAGGCUAUGAAAGCAUUUGUAGCUAUGACUUCAAUAGGCCAGAUUGCUCAGCCAAGAAAUGAGACCCUUUAUGUGUUUGCUCACCUUUAUUUGCCAUUUGUUUUAGUUCUCUCCCCAAGGAGAGUGUCCUGGAUAUAGCCUCACACUGGAAGUUCUCCCUGGAUUAUCCUAUUAAAAGUAGAAACAUUUUCAAUAAAGAUUUAAAGGAACUUUCUGAUGCCUAAAGUGCUUUAUUUCCUAUCACAUUAAUCCUACUUGGCUCUUGACACUGU